Messenger RNA from Erythranthe guttata (spotted monkey flower), 1459 nucleotides. RefSeq names its product putative carotenoid cleavage dioxygenase 4, chloroplastic. Lineage: Eukaryota; Viridiplantae; Streptophyta; Magnoliopsida; Lamiales; Phrymaceae. Gene Ontology annotation, molecular function: carotenoid dioxygenase activity. Gene Ontology annotation, biological process: carotene catabolic process. Gene Ontology annotation, cellular component: chloroplast stroma. The record is from RefSeq and is a predicted model, not a curated record.
UAUAUAUAUAUAUGAUGAGACCUCAAAAUAAUAAGUCACACCUACUUCCUUUGUAAUACCUAAAAGAGUUGAUACGAUGGCUACUCUUUUUCUCUCUGUGCUUCCAAAGUUCCAUCCAUCAUUGAAUUUCCAAACCAAAAUCACAAUUCACAGUUGUCAGUCAAAGAUUAAUCACAAAAAAAUAAUUAGUACUACAACAAGAGGAAUAAGAUCAAAGCAUUACUCUUCACAUGAAAGAAUCUUUAAGGUAUUGGAUGAUUUCAUAUGCAAGUUCAUAAUCAACACCUCUCUUUCCCCGCAUGUCGACCCGAAACACGAACUUUCCGGCAACUUUUAUCCAGUGGAAGAGCUUCCACCCACCGCCUGCCAAGUGGUGGAGGGGUCUCUGCCCCCCACCCUGGAAGGCGGCGCUUACAUCCAAAAUGGCCCCAAUCCUCAGUUCAUCCCACGUGGGCCCUACUACAUAGCCGACGGUGACGGAAUGCUCCAUUCCAUCAAAUUCUCCGGCGGCGGCAAAGCCAUCUUCUGCAGUCGUUUCGUAAAGACUCACAAGUAUAUAAUGGAGCGCGAUUUAGGCUAUCCGUUUUUCCCUAACCCCGUUGCGUAUUUCAUUAGUAACAGCGUACGCUUCAUACUUUUAACUUUGGCAAGAUUUAUUAUUGGUGGGAAGAUCAAUCCUCUCACCACAGGCAUCGGAACGGCGAAUACUAGUGUAUUUGAAUUCGCUGGACGUCUUUUCGCCAUGAUAGAAUCCGAUCUUCCGUAUGCAAUAAAAAUAUCCCCAGACGGAGAUAUAAUCACGAUCGGCCGUCAUGAUUUUCACAGUAGCGAUAACGACCUUUUCUUGAAUAUGACGGCCCACCCGAAAGUCGAUGCCGGCACAGGUGAAGCAUUCGCUUUUAGGUACAAUGUUAUCCCUCCAUUUUUGACGUUUUUUAGAAUCGAUCCUAAUGGGAGGAAACAAAAGGACGUGUCCAUAUUCUCUAUCAAGGGUGUAACGUCGUAUAUGCAUGACUUUGCCGUGACGAAAAGAUUCGCCGUAUUCCUCGAUGCACAACUUGUGAUUGACCCUUUGGGAAUAAUGAGGGGAAAGAAAAUACUUAGGGUCGAUCCUGAAAAAACUCCGAGACUUGGCGUUAUUCCGCGAUAUGCUACUGAUGACAGUGAAAUGUAUUGGACUGAUGUGCCUGGAUUGAACAUGAUGCACGUAAUUAAUGCAUGGGAAGAUGACGAUGAUGCUACGUGUAACAAAAUCGUGAUGGUGGUUACUAAUAUAUUGCCAGUUGAGAUUAAUCUAUUGGAACGACGAAGUUCAACACAUUUAUCGUUGGAAAAGAUUACAAUUGAUACCAAAACAAAGGAGGUAGUUAGGUGUAUUGUUUCGACCCGAAGCAUCGACUUCGGUGCUAUUAAUCCUAAAUACGCCGGCAAGAAAAACAGGUUUAAUUUAAUGAGCUAG